Ochotona curzoniae (black-lipped pika) is the source of this 474-nucleotide messenger RNA. It is a transcript of the gene NXNL2, whose product is annotated as nucleoredoxin like 2. The record is from RefSeq and is a predicted model, not a curated record. The transcript has 2 exons. NCBI's taxonomy places the organism in Eukaryota, Metazoa, Chordata, Mammalia, Lagomorpha, Ochotonidae. Gene Ontology annotation, biological process: photoreceptor cell maintenance; sensory perception. Bases 1 to 474 code for a protein of 157 amino acids.
AUGGUGGACUUGUUGGGUGGACGGCGCCUGCUGACCCGCGAGGGCGCGUCGGUGGAGGCCGAGGCGGCGCUGCAGAACAAAGUGGUGGCGCUCUACUUCGCGGCGGGCCGGUGCGCGCCGAGCCGCGACUUCACGCCGCUGCUCUGCGACUUCUACACGGCGCUGGUAGGCGCGGCGCCGCGGCCCGCGCCCUUCGAGGUGGUCUUCGUGUCCGCCGACGGCAGCGCCGAGGAGAUGCUGGAAUUCAUGCACGAGCUGCAUGGCGCCUGGCUGGCGCUGCCCUUCCACGACCCCUACCGGCACGAACUGAAGAAGAGGUACAACAUCACAGCCAUCCCCAAGCUUGUGGUUGUGAAGCAGAACGGGGAGGUCAUCACCAGCAGGGGGCGCAAGCAGAUCCGGGAGCGGGGGCUGGCUUGCUUCCAGAGCUGGGUGGAGGCGGCCGACGACGUGUUGCUGAACUUCUCUGGUUGA